AUGCACUGCAGCUGCUUGGCCGAGGGUGUCCCUGCUGUUCCCAGUAACUACUGGAUCUCAGGCUUGGCCUUCCCUGACUGGGCCUACAAAGCUGAGUCGUCCCCAGGUUCCCGGCAGAUCCAACUGUGGCACUUCAUCCUCGAGCUGCUACAGAAGGAAGAAUUCCGCCAUGUCAUUGCCUGGCAGCAAGGAGAGUAUGGGGAGUUUGUCAUCAAGGACCCAGAUGAAGUGGCCCGCCUCUGGGGCCAGAGGAAGUGCAAACCACAGAUGAAUUAUGACAAGCUGAGCCGGGCCCUCAGAUAUUACUACAAUAAGAAGAUCCUGCACAAGACCAAAGGCAAGAGGUUCACUUAUAAGUUCAACUUCAGCAAGCUCAUCAUAGUCAACUACCCUCUGUGGGGGGUGCGAGCACCACCAUCUCCCCACUUGCUGCUGGGAGGCCCUGCCCUGUGCCCACCAGCACUGGUGCCCAUGGGCAUGCAGAGUGAGCUCCUGCACAGCAUGCUAUUCACUCACCGGGCCAUGGUGGAGCAGCUGGCCGGGCAGCGGACCCCACGAGGACCUCCAGGGGCCUCUGGGGAAAAGAAGGGAAGCAGCAGCAGUGACCACCGAAUUGGAUCCACCCCAGGCUCCUGCCGGCUGGGCACCUGUUGUCAUUUUGGAAACCUCCAAGAUGAGCUGCCCAGUUUUGCCUCCUUUACCCCUCCCCUGCAGCCCCUUAUCCCCUCUGACUGGACCCACCUCUCAGGGUCCUUCUUGCCCCCUCCCCCCACAGAGCAGCAGCUCCUGGGGUCCUCCAAGCCAAAUACUCUACUCCCAGGCGGCCCUAACUGCUCACUAGGGGCCCGGCAUUUUCCAGGGCUCCCCCUGGUGGCGGGGCUGGGACAAGAGGUUGGUGAUAGGUUUAGGUUUCUGUCCCUGAGGCCAGAGGGGCUUGGGAAAAAACCUGAUCUCAUGAUGCGGGCAAAGAGGAUCCUGGAUCCCAGGGAGAGCUUCUCUUCAGAGGUCCAUGAACUCAAAUCUGGGGAGGAAAGACCUGCCUCCCCCAAUUUGGAACCUUUCAAAGCAGUGUGGCCCUUGGAUCCUCCUUAA
Molecule: messenger RNA, 1092 nt
Organism: Chrysochloris asiatica (Cape golden mole)
Lineage: Eukaryota; Metazoa; Chordata; Mammalia; Afrosoricida; Chrysochloridae
Gene: ETV3L
Product: ets variant 3-like
Exons: 5
Coding region: 1-1092 (363 amino acids)
Biological process (GO): cell differentiation; regulation of transcription by RNA polymerase II
Cellular component (GO): nucleus
Molecular function (GO): DNA-binding transcription factor activity, RNA polymerase II-specific; sequence-specific DNA binding
Source: RefSeq, a predicted model, not a curated record